Molecule: messenger RNA, 2127 nt
Organism: Monoraphidium neglectum
Lineage: Eukaryota; Viridiplantae; Chlorophyta; Chlorophyceae; Sphaeropleales; Selenastraceae
Exons: 4
Coding region: 1-2127 (708 amino acids)
Molecular function (GO): metal ion binding
Source: RefSeq, a predicted model, not a curated record
AUGCCGCGCCAUUUUCCCCUGCCCGACCCCGUAGAGUAUCACAUGUACGCGUUCAAGAUCCUGUCCUGCCCCCUGAAGACGUCCCACGACUGGUCCUCAUGCUCGUGGGCGCACCCCAAGGAGCAGGCGCGGCGGCGCGACCCGCGGCGGUUCUACUACACGCCAGUGAUGUGCCCUUAUGCCAAAAUGGGAGCGUUCGCUUGCCCCAAGGGCGACGCCUGUGACAUGGCGCAUCAGGUGUACGAGUACUGGCUGCACCCGCUCAAGUUUCGCAGUGAAAUGUGCCGCAAGGGACCCCUGUGCGACCGGCGGCUGUGCUUCUUUGCGCACAGGCCGGACGAGCUGCGUGCUCCGACGCAGGAGCAAUUAAUUUCAGCCGGCAUGAUGGCUGCGCCGCCGGGCAUCGGUGCCGCGCGGCCGGGUGGCGCGUCGACUCCGCUGCCCCCUAUGAUGGAGGACGGGCCCGCGGGCGACGAGGGCGCUCCUGGGGGCUGGGGUGACGAUGACCAUGGUAUGCUGCUGGCUGCAGCCGUGGGCGCACAGCAGCACGGCAACGGCACCGGCGGCGGCGGGGCGCAGUUUGUGGGCAUGGGCCCGGGCGGUGAGGCCCUGCUGCCGCCUUCAAGCAUGGGCGAUGUCCUGCUGGGCGGUGGGGGUGGCGACGCGGCCCCCAUCGGCUUCGUGGACGCGCAGCAAGUGCAGCUGCACAUGCAGCAGACGGCGCAGCAGGGGCCCCAGGGGCAGCGGCCGGCAAUGUUUCUGCUGCAGCAGCCGGGGCUGCAGCAUGUGAGCAGUAUGGACACCAACAGCACGUUCAGCUCGUCCAGCGCACUGCUGCAGAUCGGCGGCAGCGGGUCGUUCACGCACGGGCCGGCCCACAGCAUGGGCGGCGGCUCGUUCACGCACCCCGGACACAAUAUGGGUGGCGGCUCAUUCACACACCCUGGGCACAAUAUGGGCGGUGGCUCGUUCACUCAGCCUGCACACAGCAUGGGUGGCGGUUCCUUUACACACCCGUCGCACGGCAUGGGCGGCGGCUCGUUCACGCACUCAGCACACGGCAUGGGCGGCAGCUCGUUUUCUCAGCCGUCGCACGGCAUGGGCGGGGGCUCGUUCACGCACCCAGCCCAUGGCAUGGGCGGCAGCUCAUUCUCACAGCCGGGCUCCAGCAUGGGUGGCGGCUCGUUCACUCAGCCGGGCCACAACAUGGGUGGCGGCUCGUUCACCAACCCUCAGCUGCCGCCGCUGCAGCAGCUCGUGCAGCGCCAGCUAAGCUUUGGGGCCCCCACGUCUCCGGCCUUCACGGUCAUGCCGUCACUGCAGCAGCAGCAGCAACAGCAGCAGCAGGCGCAGCAGCAGGCGCAGGCGCAGCAGGUGCAGGCGCAACAGCAGCAGGCACAGCAACAUCAGGUGCACCAGCAACAGCAGGCGCAGCAGCAGGCGCAGCAGCAGGCGCAGCAGCUCCAGUCGGGCCCUGUGAUGAUGCUACCAGUCGGGGGCCAGGCUUACGCUAUCAACCACGCCACCCUACGCGCCGCUUCAUUCACCUCGGACACCUCCUCUGUCGCCAGCAUGGACGUCGGCCAGGGCCAGGGCCAGGCCGCCAGCGGCAGCGCGCAGCUGCCCAAGGCGCGCAGUGGCGGCCCCGCCGGGCCCGGCGGCCUGGACAGCCUCGGCGCGCCGCUCGUGCUCUCGGCAGGCGACCAGGGCGGCGCGGGCCAGGCCGGGGCGGGCAGCCCGCCCCUGGGAAUGGGUGCAGGCCUGGUGGGCUCCAUUCCUGCGCGUGGCGCCGGCGGCCUGCAGCUGCGCGCGCUGACGGCGCAGCUCCAGGAGCUCACGGACGCAGCCGCAGCCGUAGCCGGCGCAGAGGCCGCCGCCGCAGGCAACCAGGCCGCCGGCGGCGCGGCUGCGGCGCCCAGCGGCGCCAACGGCCGCGGCGCCCCGCGGCUGCAGGUGGUGCGCGCGCUGGCGUCUGCGCUGAGGAGCGAGCUGAGCGCCCUGGCCUCAGGGGUCAGCGGCGGCGUGCGCGGCGCGUCACCCGCACCCUCGGGCGACCUGGGCAGGGCGUCGUCCGGCGGCCUUGGGCGCACCUUCUCGGGGGGGCUUGGCAGGGCGCCGCCCGGCUGA